Molecule: messenger RNA, 988 nt
Organism: Planococcus citri (citrus mealybug)
Lineage: Eukaryota; Metazoa; Arthropoda; Insecta; Hemiptera; Pseudococcidae
Gene: crim
Product: QVR superfamily protein crim
Exons: 4
Coding region: 137-601 (154 amino acids)
Biological process (GO): positive regulation of voltage-gated potassium channel activity; sleep; regulation of synaptic transmission, cholinergic
Source: RefSeq, a predicted model, not a curated record
AAGUUGUUUAUUUUGAAAAGUUGAACUUUGAAAUUUUUUUAAAAAGAACUUUACAACGUCGGAAAAAAUAUCUUCCACUGAAGAAUAAUUAAUUAAAUGUGUUCGAAAAAGUGCAUCCUGUGACAUAAAUGUAACCAUGUUGAAAUUAUUCAUCGCAUUUCUCAUUUUAACAAAAUACUCGGCCGAUGCAAUAUGGUGUUACCAAUGUGUAUCAACUCAUCCUGGUUGCGGAAAUCCUUUCAAAUGGGUCUGGUAUAAAACAGUAACGUGUCACGAUGAAAACGACGAAUGUGUCAAAGUCAUCGAAGUUAAAGAUGGUCAAGAAACAAUAACUAGAGAUUGUCUAAGUAGUCUGAGAGGUAUAAGAACAGAUUUACCAGCAGAUCGGUACGAAGGAUGUAGACCAGCCACCGUAGAUGUAAAAUUGGCCAACUAUGUAAAUACUUCGAUUAAAGAAAUCGAUAUUAAAAGAGAUUAUUACGACUCGACAACUUUCUGCUUCUGUUACUUCGAUAAUUGGUGUAAUAGUGGAUCUCAUGUAUCUGUAUCCGUCCUUACGUUAUUAUCAAUUGGUGUUGCACAUAUUCUAAGGCAGCUAUAAUGAUUUUAAGAUCUAAUUUAUUCCUCAUUAUUGACUAUACUUUUUUUUUACAUUUCCACUCGAUAUUUUAUUAAUUUUUAUAUCACGUUUAAAUAUCUCUAAGUGAGUUGAAAUUUGAGCCUAUUUCCAGUAUUACACUUUCUGACAUUUUUUAAAUGUAACUAUUAGAAAAUUUGUUAAGUAUUAGUAAUCUCGAUUUGUUUAAAGUUUUGUGAUAAUUGAUUAUGUCAUCAAGUUGAUCGGUUUUUGUAAUUUAUUACUUUUUUAUAAUUUUUUUUUUUUUUUUUUUUUUGAAAGUAAUGUUUUGAUAUUGACUAUUGUACACGAAGCCGUCCAUUUAGGUCUGUGUUCAUUUUUUGUGAUUUGCAAAAAAUAAAUUUUUUUAUA